Molecule: messenger RNA, 1060 nt
Organism: Meloidogyne enterolobii
Lineage: Eukaryota; Metazoa; Nematoda; Chromadorea; Rhabditida; Meloidogynidae
Source: the annotation of a GenBank genome assembly
UUUCUUUUUUUUCAGUAAAAUUUUUCAUCAAAAAGCUAAAAAAAGCUUUCUCAUUUUUUUCAACAAAUCAAUCCUUUCCCCAAUUCAUUUUGAUUUUUCCGUUCAAUUUCUUUAUUUAUUUUUAAAUUAUCUGAUAAAUUUUUCUUUAUCGAAAAAAGAAAUGCGUUUAGAAAAAAGUACUGAUGUUGGUCGUGGCAAAUUUGAAGAUGAAGUAAAGCCGGCUUUAGAAUUACUUCUCAACGAUUUGCAAAGAACAACUGAAAUUCUUCGGAAGGGUCAUCUACGCAAGGCAGGAGAUGACAACGAUUUUGAGACGGCUGAUAAUACUGAGCGACUUCUUAAAGAAGCAUCCAGUGGAAAAUCUAAAAGUCCGUAUGCCCACCAACGUGUUGGUGAAGUCUCUCCCCUUCUCUCCGAUGGAUUCAACUCUGCAGAGUUUUCAACUACUACGCCUUUGAAAGCUCAACGAGAUCCUAUGUUGGAUGGAGACAAACUUGGGAUUCACACAAUACCUAAGGGGGAUUGUCCUCAAUGCGGGGAGGCUGUUAUUGGCCCUGUAGUAAUAGCACUUGGAAGAAUGUGGCAUCCAGAGCAUUUCUGCUGUGCACAGUGUGGUGAUCCUAUUGGGCAUAGAAACUUUUUUGAGCGACAAGGAAAGGCAUAUUGUGAAAAUGACUUCCACGAUAUGUUCUCCCCCAGAUGCCACUAUUGUAAUGGAUCUAUUAAGGAGCGUUGUGUAACCGCUCUUGGUAAAACAUUUCAUGUCGAUCAUUUUGUCUGUGCCGAAUGUGGACAUCCUUUCCUCGAUGGAGGCUUUCAUGAAAGGUCCAACUCUGCUUAUUGUCGUGAUUGUUUCUAUCGCCAGCACGCUCCCAAGUGUCAAGGAUGUAAGCAACCCAUUACAAACAAAUUCAUAAAUGCUUUAAACACCCAAUGGCAUCCCGAGUGUUUUUGCUGUCAGGCCGACAAGUAUUUUGGUGAACGUUGCCCAAUGGCUGUAGACAUUUACGACGAGAUUGAUUUAGAUGAUGAUGAAACUUUCAAUAGGACAAGAGAUUAA